This is a messenger RNA of Neoarius graeffei (lesser salmon catfish), 964 nucleotides long. RefSeq names its product late endosomal/lysosomal adaptor, MAPK and MTOR activator 4 (gene lamtor4). Gene Ontology annotation, molecular function: guanyl-nucleotide exchange factor activity. The coding region runs from base 88 to 387 and encodes 99 amino acids. Gene Ontology annotation, cellular component: Ragulator complex; lysosome. NCBI's taxonomy places the organism in Eukaryota, Metazoa, Chordata, Actinopteri, Siluriformes, Ariidae. Gene Ontology annotation, biological process: cellular response to amino acid stimulus; positive regulation of TOR signaling. The transcript is spliced from 4 exons. The record is from RefSeq and is a predicted model, not a curated record.
GAAGAAGAGGGAAGUCACGUGAUAUUGCCAGCUCGUCACGUGAGACGCGAGUGUUCCUGUCGCUUCCUGGUUUGUAAGUGAAGUAAAAUGACGACUGCACUGACUCAGGGUCUGGAGAGAAUCCCGGGGCAGAUGGGAUACCUGGUGAUAAGUGAGGACGGCGUGCUGGCUUCCUCAGGAGAGCUGGAGAACGACGAGCGUACAGCGGGUGUGAUCAUGCAGAUGAUCCGCACAGCGUGUCGAUUCAGGCUUCACGGCGCAGCAGAGCCUCCUCUGAAACGCAUGUCAGUGAUGUUCGAGGACUAUGUUUACGCCGUGACCGUCUCCGGACAAAAAGUGUUCGUCGUGAAACGUCAGAACAACCAGCGGGAACCCGUGACUGCUUAACGCUGUGAAGGAAACGCAAAUGAAAGGACAAGUAAUUCCUAUUAAAUAGAUCCUUGGGAUAAUUUACACCACCUUUAUCCUGAUGCCAGCUUGAGGCUGAAGGAAUGCUGAUGAUGAACACUUAGUCUGAUACGAAGAAUCGCGCUUAAAACGUCUCGCACGCUUGGAGGUGUCAUAACUCCUCUGAAAAUAUCUCAGUAAUAUGUAUUUGGCGCUGUGUGUGUGUGUGUGUGGGGGUUAUCCAGACUUGAUGACUGUACUAAUACUGUUGUAGGUGGAUGAUGUUUAAUUCAGUGAUGCAUUGUAAUGUUUGUUGUGUAACUGUUAACUAGUAACAAAAUGUCAGUAUUUAUCCAAAAUACUUUGUGUUCACUCCUUUUAUUUAAACCUGUUAAUUGGAGAAACAAAGAAAAUUACGUUGUACCUUUUUUAUAUUGAUCGGUUCUCAGCCUUUGGGCUGUGACCUUCCAGGGGAACGCCCUAGAUGGGGAUGGGUCAAUAUUUACCAACUAUUACAUACCGUUUCUGCUGGAAUGUAUUUAUGACUGAUAAUAAUUAUUAAAUCUCUUUUCUUGUU